GAUUUCAUAUCCAAGACUACAUGACAUGGCGAUUUCCAAUUUUCAAAUAGCUUGCGCCAUAGCUGUGGUUGCAAUUGCUUCUUUCAUCAAUUUACCUGCUCCAAAUUUCUCGCAGAGGCUAAAGGAAUGGCGGAAAAUGGGACAGUACUUUAAUUAUGAGGGGAACGCGAUAUUUUAUCAAGAUUUUAGAGGUUAUAAGAAAGAUGACGAUAUUGUGGUUCUCUGCAUUCAUGGAUUUCCUACCAGUAAUUAUGACUGGUCAAAGGUUUGGGAAAAACUGAAAAGAAAUUUUGGAAGAGUCAUUGCAGCAGAUAUGCUUGGGUUAGGAUUCAGUGAUAAACCUCGUGACAGAGAAUACACAGUAAUGGAGCAAGCCACAUUACAAGAAGCAUUUCUAGAAUAUCUUGGAAUUGCCAAAGUUCACAUUUUAGCCCAUGACUUGGGAGAUACAGUGGCUCUUGAGAUGUUAGCAAGAUAUGAGGAAAGGAAAAAGAAAGGGUUGGAUCCAACAGAGUAUGUCAAAAUAGAAUCCCUUUGUUUAACUAAUGGAGGUAUAUUUCCUGACACAAACUUCCCUAAAGUGAUUCAGAAGUUAGGGUCAAAUCCAUGGUUUGGACCUCUCAUUUCAAGACUAACAAGCUACCCAAUCUUUGCGAGAAGUCUUGCCUCAGUGUUUGGUCCUGGUACACGGCCUCCUAGAGAAGAGCUAGAAGAUUUCUGGACCAUCAUGAGACACAAAGAUGGUUACCUUGUAGUACCCAGCAUUCUUCAGUACAUAAAUCAGAGGAAGGAAAACAGAGCAAGAUGGGUUGGUAUCAUGCAAACCACAACAGUGCCAGUGCAUUUUAUUUAUGGACCUGCAGAUCCAAUCAAUCCUCCUCAAACACUUGUCAAAUACAGGGAACUUGUUGUUAAAGGGACAUUUUCAACAAUGUCGAAGAAUAUUGGACAUUACCCACACUGGGAAGAUCCAGAUGGAUUCAUGGCAGCAUAUGAACACUUUCUAGUCAAGGUUAUUUCAGAAGAGUAAUCUUGAGUGUUUUAAGCUAAUAUUAAUAGCAGUAAUAUUUGAAUUUUUAGCAAAUGUUUUUUACAAGCUUACACGUGUUAUAUUGUAGGAAAUGAAAUAAUCUUGAAUUUUAA
Pocillopora damicornis (cauliflower coral) is the source of this 1143-nucleotide messenger RNA. Its product is annotated as mesoderm-specific transcript protein. Lineage: Eukaryota; Metazoa; Cnidaria; Anthozoa; Scleractinia; Pocilloporidae. The record is from RefSeq and is a predicted model, not a curated record. Gene Ontology annotation, molecular function: monoacylglycerol lipase activity. Gene Ontology annotation, cellular component: membrane. Gene Ontology annotation, biological process: acylglycerol catabolic process.